AUGGCCUUUGGUUACUUCACGCCACCCCCGUACGAGGACGCCGAGUACACUGUUCUCCCAGGCACUGUUGUCAACAACACCCAUUACUCGGUCACGGCUCUUUGCAAAGGUUGCACUUACUUUGCGCCCUUCGGCAAUGAUCCAACUGCUCUGGACCCCAACGGAGAAAACUACCUAGCUUUUGCGUACUCGGGUGUCCCAGUCGACGACCCUUCAUCCAAUGAGACCACUUUUGGCAUUCACGAGCGAACGGGACACUGGUAUCAUGACUUCAAGCCGGCGCAAGCUGCUGACUUUGACGAGUGGGCAAGUGGCAGCAGCGGGAGUGAGCCGCCUGUUGGCACUACGACUGUGACCACUCUAGCGACAGCAACUUCAACUACCACGGUCCACAGUACUACCACCCUCCAGACUACAGUCACCAGAACCGGAGUCCCUCCCAGUAGUGCAGCAUCAACUGUCUCAUCUUCACGUGCCACGGUAACAUCCUCUAUCGUGUCCAGAGAGCCCGCGCUCCCUGUUCCCAAUUCUUGUACCGGUGUGAGCGCCUUCAGGUUCGGGUUCCAGACCGCCAGCGGAUGGAGAGCUGUCAAGCUCGCCGGUUCUCUUUCUGGUCCUCGUGGCGUUGCGGUGGAUUCACAGGGAAACCUUCUCGUGGUUCAGUCUGGAAGAGGCGUCACAGUCCAUACUUUCGGUAGUGACGGCUGCAUCUCGUCAUCCAAAACCUUGAUCAACAACCCGUCUCUCAAUCAUGGAAUCGGCUUCACGCCAGACGGGAAGACUCUCUAUGUCAGCUCCAUGACUACGGCCUGGUCGUUCACGUAUGAUGCCCAAUCGCAGACUGUAGAUGGGCAGACCGUGGUAGUGAAGGGCAUGCAGCAGGGCGGACACCCGACGAGGGCGCUUCUUAUCCCCCCGGCCACGCCACACUUGCUUGUAAUUCAGCACGGCUCAUACAGCAAUUUUGACUAUGAAUCACUCAACAAAGGAGUUGCGCGGGCCGUUGUCAAGGUGUUUGACUUGCGCAGCGUGCCCUCCGGAGGCUACACAUACAACACUCAAGGGUGGUUCCUGGGCUGGGGUCUCCGCAACGAGGUGGCCCUCGCCGCUGACGGAAACAACAUGAUCUGGGGUGUGGAAAACAGCGGAGACGACUUCGCCCGCACAGUGAAUGGCAGGAGCUACGACAUUCACAAUGACAAUCCUGCGGAGGAGCUGAACUUCCGUAAGUUUAUUCACUAA
Molecule: messenger RNA, 1242 nt
Organism: Colletotrichum chrysophilum
Lineage: Eukaryota; Fungi; Ascomycota; Sordariomycetes; Glomerellales; Glomerellaceae
Exons: 3
Coding region: 1-1242 (413 amino acids)
Source: RefSeq, a predicted model, not a curated record